UAAUGGCGAGCUCUAUAUAGGGAGUGGUGGGAGUGGGAGGAGGUAUUGAAGCAUUGGAGGUUCAAAAUAAGGGAGAAGAUGUGGGGUUUGUUCGCACUUGGGUUUGUGAUCUUUGUCUUCUUGGCUGUUCUUGUGAGAAUCGUGAGAUUCGCCCUUGCUGAUGCUGAUUUAACGUUGCUCUCCAAAGGGGGACCCAAGAGAUCGGAAGUUGAAGGCAAGGUUGCUUGGAUUACAGGUGGAAGCAAGGGAAUUGGAAAGGAGCUUGCAAGACAAUUUGUAGGACUAGGAGCCAAGGUUAUAAUUUCUGCUAGAAAUUUGACAGAUUUGGGAAAUGUGAAAGCUGAAAUCCUUGGUAGAUAUCCAAAUGCUGAAGUUGAAAUUUUGCCAUUGGAUGUAAUGUCUGAUGAGGAAAUCCUUAGAGAAGCUGUUAAGAAGGCGGAAUCCUUCUUUUCUAGUGCUGGUGUUUAUUACAUGGUCCACAAUGCAGGCGAUGAUCCUCCUCCAAAACGAGCUGCAGAAAUAACAUGGGAAGAAGCCCUGACUACUAUUAAAACAAAUGUCCUUGGUACAAUAAAUCUCACUCGGCUUAUUGUUCCAUUUAUGAUUAAAAGAGGAAGAGGACAUUUCGUUGUGAUAGGCAGCACUGCAGGAAAAUGCCCUGCACCUAGUCAAAGUGUGUAUUCAGCCUCUAAAUUUGCUCUAAAUGGGUACUUCCACACUUUGCGUUCAGAGCUGAUUCAGAAAGGCAUCAAUGUCACCGUUGUUUGUCCCGGGCCAAUCGCCUCAAAGGCAGUAGCCUAUGGAAAUAAUGAUGCAGAGGAACCUAUGCCAACCGACCGAUGUGUUCAUCUAACCAUCGCCGCAGCAACUCAUAAUCUGAAGGAAGUUUGGAUUUCAAACCAGCCUGUGCUAUUAGUGAUGUACCUGACUCAAUACAUGCCGAUGCUUGGUUAUUGGUUCAUGGACAAGAUCGGCAGUAACCGUGUGGAAGCCUCGCAGGGCGACUCGAACACUUCUCUCAUGACAAUGCUCUUCGGCAAAACAGAGGAAAAAACCGGGAAAUCAGCACCUUUGCUGCAAUAGAUUUUGUGAAUGUAUUUGCAAACCCAUCUUAUGGAUUAUCUCCAUCUCAGUAUCUUUGUUUUAUACCUUGUUUUAAUAAGAAGAUGAGGAUAGUAGUCUGGCCUAUGUAUGUUGGUCUAUAAUAAAAUUUUGGUUUGAUAUUGAA
Dioscorea cayenensis subsp. rotundata (Guinea yam) is the source of this 1228-nucleotide messenger RNA. Its product is annotated as dehydrogenase/reductase SDR family member 7-like. Bases 79 to 1083 code for a protein of 334 amino acids. Gene Ontology annotation, cellular component: membrane. Gene Ontology annotation, molecular function: oxidoreductase activity. NCBI's taxonomy places the organism in Eukaryota, Viridiplantae, Streptophyta, Magnoliopsida, Dioscoreales, Dioscoreaceae. The record is from RefSeq and is a predicted model, not a curated record. The transcript has 12 exons.